GACUAAACCAUAUUGAAACAGAUGAGCAAUUAACUUGGCCCGUGUCUUUUGUUCCUGUCAUCUCGGAAAUACGUGAACUGUUUCCGGUUUCAGGUGCGUUCUAUUGUAACUAGCUAGGUUUGCACAUAACCAGUAUGCGACUUUUCCCCGUUUCGACGUUAAAGGUUUCCUAGACACUUAGCUAAUGUCAUAUGAACACCUGUAAACUGUCCCAGUCGAUUUGUUGGAUGAUUCCACGACGUUAAGAUACACAUUUGAAUUGUCAAGCGAACGAAAGCCUUUUAUACGUGGUCUUUGCUAACUAGCCUAGCCUCAAACUGUCUAAAAGAGACCAAGACCAAGAAGUGGAAAAGAGACUACACACAGUUAAAUUUGAAGAUGAAAUAUUUGUUCUGCUUUUCGUUAGGCUGAGGAACUCCAGAAAAACAUUCGUUGUCAAGAGUUGGAAGAUUUGCUUGUUGCAUUCCUCGACUAAACAAUAGUCUUUACCCUGCAAUGUUAGCUGCCCAUGUACUUUUAGAAAGAACCGUAACAUAUUAUACAUACUUGGCUAAGUAUAUUUCUGUAGACUAGGCCUACUAAACUAGCCAUUAGCUAAUGUCCGUAAUUCGUCCGGAUAUUAGGGAUUCUAAACUAUUUCUAUCACUUCAAAACCAAAGGUAAUCUUUUGGUAUGGUUUAUUUGUUUGACGUUAGUGUUAUAAGAGUAAAAGUAGGUGAAGAAAGGUGAAAGUCUUGGGGACGACAUGUAGCUAGUGAGUACCCUCAUUGGAAUUUUCCCUUGGGCGUUGGUGGUUGGUUUCGAUUUAACACUAUUAGGUGUGUCAUGUGACUCGUCCUGUGGUACACACUUUCCCUCAUCAUUCCCAGUGAUCUCACGGCAAGGAGAGUUAAUUUGACUUAUCUAAUGUACUAUAGCUAGGCUAUAGUCUAACAAACCCUCCUACAAAAUCUUAAAACGGAAAUAAAUAGACAGAAUUAAGGGCGCUAAACUAAGGGAACUGACAUGACAGCUGUAGUAGGAAGAGUUUGGGGGUGGGUGCGUCCCGCUAUCUCCUACCGGCCCUGGGGUAGCAAAGCAGGACCUGACAAAACCAUGAGGGACAAGCCAGUGGCUGAAGAGCAGCAGACGAGAGGCAGCUGGGGCUUCUUGGGGGGGUUAACAACUUGGGUUUGGGGAGCCGGAGAGAAAAGACAAACAAGUGAACAAACAACAUUGAUCGAAGAGUACUGGGAAGCAAGUGAGGAGAAAAUCCAGUCCAGGGAAGUUGAAGAGCUGGGUGCGGGAAAGCAGGAGGCUGAGGGGAAAGCAGAACAUGGUGACUCCAGAUGGUGGAAUAAGGUUCUGCCACCCUCGCACUUAUUCUGGCCGAGAAGAGCUGAACCUGGUGGGCUAAGUCAGAGGAAAUGUGUCGGUGCAGGAUGGGACUCUGACAAAGAUGGGGAGUAUUCUGACUACGGAACCCCUCCACCGUCUCCCACACCUAGCUCCUCAUUAGCCUUCCGGUUCUUUGCACUCGCCUGGAAUGGGGUGAUAGUUCCGGAACACUAUGAGAUCUGCUUCAACCUCCUUCGCCACCUGUUUGACCUGCUCGUGGUGGGCUUCCUGUGGAUUGUGUCCCCCCCUACCAAGUUGGUCCUGGAGGUUCUAGGGGUCCAAGGAGGACUGAAGUUGUGGCUCCAUGGAAUGGCCAUGUUUUCUGUCUCCACUGUUGGAAUGGCGGGACUGCUUUGGUUGGUCCAAGAGUAUCUUCUACAGUUUGCUCUGUUGUAUGGCAUCGUGCAAGCACUGGUCAUCUCUGUCAGCAUCCAGCAGAGUGUGAUCCUAGGAGAGGGGGAUGAGGAGUAUGAAAAGGAGGUGGAGGACGUGGAAGUGAGAGACGAUGAGGAAGUUACAGAGAUGUACUUGACUACAAAGGAAAGAUGAUCCUUGAAUGAAAGUUUGUUUUGACAAUCAUCUGACAUGGAGGGAAGAGGGAUGUUUCGAAAGCCUGACAUGCAGGGAUUGAGGGAAGUUGUUUCGAGAGCCUAUAAAUGCAAAGACGAAGACGCAUGAAAAGAGCUGAGCCCAGCUGACACUGCAAUGAGGAACGGCAGAGGCUGGAGGACUUUAGGCUAACACUUCACUACUGUGAUAUUCAGUGGCGCUGAAGCAAAGCACAUCCACUACAAUCUUGGUCAUCUAGGCCCAGUGAUACCACUGUUGUCGUCUAGGGCCCAGUGAUACCACUGUUGUCGUCUAGGGCCCAGUGAUACCACUGUUGUCGUCUAGGGCCCAGUGAUACCACUGUUGUCGUCUAGGGCCCAGUGAUACCACUGUUGUCGUCUAGGGCCCAGUGAUACCACCGUUGUCGUCUAGAGCCCAGUGAUACCACUGUUGUCGUCUAGGGCCCAGUGAUACCACUGUUGUCGUCUAGGGCCCAGUGAUACCACCGUUGUCGUCUAGGGCCCAGUGAUACCACCGUUGUCGUCUAGGGGCCCAGUGAUACCACCGUUGCCGUCUAGGGCCCAGUGAUACCACCGUUGUCGUCUAGGGGCCCAGUGAUACCACCGUUGUCGUCUAGGGCCCAGUGAUACCACCGUUGCCGUCUAGGGGCCCAGUGAUACCACCGUUGCCGUCUAGGGCCCAGUGAUACCACUUGUCGUCUAGGGGCCCAGUGAUGCCACUUGUCGUCUUAGCACAGUUCUAUUGUUACAGAAUCCUGUUUCCCUCUAGUUAGACUUCUUUUACAUUCAUUUUGUUUUGUUCAGACAAACUUUUGAAUAUCUACUUGACAGAUACCAGCACCCUUUCAGGUUUCUUUCUAAGCUUUUUCCAAGCAGAUUGUUGUUGUUGUUGUUAGUUUUGGGACAUAAGGUUUAUUUGCCUUGUAUUUCAUUUCCUGUGCCUUUAAUAUUUAAUAGUAUGCCUUUUAUUAUAUUAUCCUUGUCUUUCUCCAUCGCAAUCAGUGUUAAUUGCAUUGUAAGUAAACUACACAUUGAAUAUAUAUUUAUCUGUUUUGUCACACGUAUGUUCCUGUUUGAAAGGUACGCUACAGUCUUAGAAACACAACUGUUUAAAUAUAUAUAUAUUUUUAAUCUUACAAUUGACCUUACAAUUGUCCAGUAGUAAGUUUUGCACAAUCACAUAUAAACCAACAGUGAUGCUCAGGAACACUAAUUCUACCUGCAAGAUUUUUGUCUCAGCAUGUCACAAUCUGUAGUAGGCGCGUGUGUAAGAAGAGGAUUCUAACCAGUGGAGUCUGGUGGGAGGAGCUGUAAGAGGGCGGGCUCAUUGAAACAGAAAUAAAUGGAACGUAUAGAAACCACGUUUGACUCCAUUCCACAAUUCCAUUUCAGCCAUUACAAUGAGCCCGUUCUCCUAGAGCUCCUCCCACCGGUUCUCACCCACAAUGCCCCUGUAUUCUAAAAAGCUUUGAAGAACAUUUCUAGUUUCUACAAUGGCCUUUCCCAGAUAUUUUUUUGUAUUUGUAGCAUAACAUACAGCGAUCACAACUUCACAGUGAUGCAGAAAGUUAUAUGAUAUAUAUAUAUAUACUCAUUGUGUGCUGAUAAUGGGACCUGUAAACAGUGAUACCACAUCGGUGAUUCCUCUCUGCCUUUUAUCUCUCGUGUUUAAAUGUCAUCUUUUGACUUGUUACUCCACAUGUUGUUUACAAAGAAAGAUGUCUUGUAAUGAGAAUGUGCAAUGUCUCUCCCCCUCCCUCCAAAGACAAGUGCUGGAUCACUGUGAAAAUGACGAGGCAGCAACACUUCAACCUGAAAACCCCACCAGGGCCACGUUCAGUUGAUCAAACGUUGCAGAUAGAAAUGUGACGAAUAGAGCCGCCAAGGACUCCUUGUUCUACGUUUUCAGAGAGGCGUGUUUGUUCUACAUGUAUUUCUAUCGUAAGGUUCCACGACGGGUCAUUCUGAACGCAUCCCAUGUCAACGUUGUGUUUUGUAAAGGGAACGGAUGUGUAAUGUAAACAACGUGUUGAGAAAAUAAACUUUGGACCUGAUACUGUCCUAGAUGUCUAUACCCAUUACUGUACUGUAUACUGACUCAGCCUGAAAUAUUUCGCACUUGGUAAAUAAAUAAAGAAGUGCAUUGCUGAAUCUCAGAAUUUA
Molecule: messenger RNA, 4109 nt
Organism: Oncorhynchus mykiss (rainbow trout)
Lineage: Eukaryota; Metazoa; Chordata; Actinopteri; Salmoniformes; Salmonidae
Source: RefSeq, a predicted model, not a curated record